AUUAUUUUAAUUAGGAAAUUUAAAAUUUAUAUCAGAAUAUUUUAUUAAACUUUUAAUUUUUAUUUUUAUUAUAACUGCAAAGAUUAAUUUUAAUAUAAAUUUUUGUUUCAAUAUUACAAAUGCAUAAUUUAAUAUAAAGAAAAAAAACUAAAAACAUAAAAUAAAUACCCGCCCGUUCAAGAUCUAGUAAUUAAUUUAAAUCAAUAUUCUCAUGUAUGUUUACCUAAUUCACUCAUAAAGGUGUCAAAAUAAUAAUAAAAGAACGUCGCACCUUAAAACAAAAAAAAAAGAUAAAAAUGAGGGACAAAAUUACAAAAUCCAAAACUAAUAAGGAGAGUGUAUAUAGAUAAUGGCUAACUCUGUCAUUUCACCAUCAGCAACAACAAUUUUUGCAAUUUUACAAAUCUCUUAUCCACUUACCUAAGUAAAUCACUAUCCAUGUAUAUUUAACUAAUUCACUCGAAAAAUGUAAAAAAGUAAUAGUAAAAAAACGUUAUAUUUGAAACUAAAAAAAAAGGCAAAAAUGGGGGACAAAAUUGCAAUAUAGUUAUAAUAUUGGUGCCGCAGAUAGUACGAAAAGCAACGACUGCAAUUAGAUACAUUAUAACUUCUUUAAAUUAAUAUUCUAUAAAUUAAUAUACACUAAAAAUUUCUAUUAAAUAAUAUAAUUUUAUAGUCCCAAAUUAAAUUUUUGGUUCAAUUAGUAUAUCGAUAUAUUAAUAUCUCUAUAAAUUAAUAAAAAAAUUAUAGUUUUGGUAUGGUUCCAACAUUAUUAUUUAUAGAAGUUUCACUGUAAUCGGUAUAUUGUCUUCUUUGGUCACUGUUAAUGUUUCAUAAUUCUCAUUUUUCCUACAUUCGUAGCCACUACGGAAUCUACAAAAUGCAUGGACUGUAAAAUGCACUACAAAAUCUGUUUCUCAUAUUUAUGUGUCAGAAAAUAAUUAAUACUUUCUCAAUUUGUGAAAAAAUAUAACUUUUACUUAAAUAAAUAAAGAAAAUAACUGAAAUACAUUUAUAUUUUUAUUAAUUACAUCUAUUCAACCAGCAAUAUUUGAAAUAAAUAAAUUUAUUUAUAGAAUCAAGUAAUUAAUAUUUAGUUCAAAAUUGCAUUAAAAUAUUUAAAUGAUAUUUUGUAUAACAAAAAAAUGAAAAUAAUAUUAAAUAGUAAGAAUUGUAUAUAUCAAAUAACAAUCAUCUUUUGAAAAAGACAAAUAUUUAUUACAACUCAAACGACCAUUAAAAGUUUUCAAACAUCAAAUGAGUAGCCAACAUAAACACAGCGAGAGAUAACAACAUCGAUCCAUUUAAUCGAUCCAUUUAAUGUAGUUGUAUACGACAUGCCUUAUUUUUUAGAAACCAACAAAAAUUCAGCUUUGUUUUGUUCCCAUGAACAGUUUGCAAAACUGGAAAAAAAAAAAGAUGAAGCUUGAAUGUCUUUUUUUUCUGCGGUUAUAGAACUAUAUAGACGGUAACUACACACAUAUAGCAUACAAAAUAGUUACUUACACUAAAUGUAUCAUAGAAAUUCGUUUUUGAAGAUUUCUAUAUUAAAAGUCUACAGAGAUUCUACAUAGCAGAAAUCAAAUAUUGAUGUCUCUUCUCUUAAUGCACUUAUUAAGUCGUAUUAUCAAAUUUAAUAAACCAUAUGUAUAUGGACAAUGACUAACCAGUCAUUUCACCAUCAGUCAAUUACCAUUUUUGCAGUUUUAGUGUUUUACCAAUUUCAUAUCCAAUUUCAAUCAAUAUUCAUGUAUGUUUACCUAAUUCACUCCUAAAAAGUGUCAAAAUAAUAAUAAAAAACAUCAUACUUGAAACUGAAAAAGACUAAAAAUGGGAGACAAAAUUACAAAAUCAAAAUCUAAUAAGGAGGGAGUAUAUAGAUAAUGACAAACUCUCUCAUUUCACGGUUUCACCAUUAGUCAGUUACCAUUUUUGCAAUUUUAUCAAUCUCAUAUCCACUUACCUAGAUAAAUCACUAUCCAUGUAUAUUUAGCUAAUUCAUACGAAAAAUGUAAAAAGGAAAAGUAAAAGAAGGUCACAGUUGAAACUAAAGAAGAGCAAAAAUGGGGGAGAAAAUUGCAAUAUAAUUAAAAUAUUUGUGCCGCAGAUAGUAGUAGGAAAAGGAAAAGGCUAUGCGCUGCAGCGUAUUAAUGGCGAGAGAGAGUGAAAAACGACAAAAGAGACAAACCAGCCUUGGACGGGAGGGAGGGUGUCCGUACGUUCUCUCUCUCUCUCUCUCAGAGCACAACAUUCUCUCUCUCCCCAUACCAUUUUCUGUUAUAUAAUAUCACCAACCUGACCUCUCUCUCCGUAUUGUCCACUCUUGUUUUACUCUCUCUUUUCUCUCUCUCCAUUUUUGAAUCUUUUUCUUCAUCAUCUUCUUCCUUUCCGAAAUCGCUUUAUCUCUUCGCGACGAUGUUUGAAGAAAACUUUAUGGGUUUCGAUGGAGAUUUUAGCAGAGGACGAGCUUCGGAUCGUCGCCUUCCUCCUCCUCGUGACUUUGGUGGGUGUCCCGACACAAACCCAUUUCUCAAGAGUUACGACACGAAGAGCGAUGAUGUGAUGGGUUUGUGUAAAAAGCUCAACGGAAUGGGUAUCUCUUGCGACAUGAGUAUUUGGACCAGACCCGGACCGAUACGGGUCGACCCGGCUGAUUUUGGGUCUCGAAGAACUCUCCCCGAGUUUCCGGAUGGAGCUUCACGGUUUCGUGGCGAUUACUCUCCUCCCCAAGCUUUUCUGCGAAGCACCACCACCUCCUCUCAUGGGGCAGAUCUUAGUUUCCUUGGCCUUCAAGACUCCUUUUACCCUAACGGACUUAGAGAGAUGAUGGCUCUUAAGACCCACAGAGACGCUCUCUUGGACCAUAUCAACCGACCCAUCAAGCGUUCAUCUCCUUGUCUUGGAAACGAUGCGUUGAUGUUUGAGAGAAAUAGGUUUUCGGACUUGGACUAUCCACAUGAUAGUCUCAGAGGCGUCUCUCUUGGAGGAGGAAGAAACAGGGCUUCUCUCUCAUAUGGGAAGAUGAGAAGUGAUUUGCCUCUGGAUCUUGCCUCCAUGGUUAACAUCUACGGAUCUGUCAACUUGAUGGGCAAAGAUCAGAUCGGUUGUCGUUUUCUCCAGAAGCUGGUCGAUGAAGGACUGUUUGUUGACGCUCUAUUCCUCGAAAUCAUCAACCACGUGGUUGAACUUUCCAUGGAUCCCUUCGGGAAUUACUUGGUUCAGAAGCUCUUAGAGGCCUGCGAUGAGGAUCAGAGAACGACGAUGGUGAGUGUUUUGACCUCAAGACCAACGGAGCUUCUCAAAAUCUGUCUCAACAAUUAUGGGACACGGGUUGUUCAGAAGAUGAUCGAAACUGUGAAAACAAAACAGCAGAUUGGGAUGGUGAAGUCAGGUCUCAAACCGGGUUUUCUUUCUCUUGUCAAAGAUUUGAAUGGGAACCAUGUGAUUCAAACUUGCUUGACUACUCUAGGUCCUAGCGACACCAAGUUUGUGUUGGAAGCUGCUACCAAGUACUGCGCUGAGAUAGCAACUCAUCGCCACGGAUGCUGUGUGCUUCAAUGCUGCGUCUCAAACUCUGUUGGAGAGCAACGUGAGAGACUCGUCAAUGAGAUAUCCAGGAACUCACUUCACCUUUCUCAGGAUCCUUUUGGGAACUAUGUAGUGCAGUAUCUAAUAGAGCAAAAAGUAUCUGCAUCGAAGUUACUGAUUCAGUUUAGAAUGCAUUACGCGGAGCUAGCGACUCAGAAAUUCAGUAGCCAUGUGAUGGAGAAAUGCCUUAGGAUAUAUCCAGAGGCUAGAGCUGAGAUUGUCCGUGAGCUUCUCUCUGUUCCAAACUUUGAACAUCUCCUGCAUGACCCUUUUGGAAACUACGUUAUUCAAACUGCUCUCUCAGUAACCAAGGGUCCUGUUCGUGCGAGCUUGGUGGAGAAAGUGCAUAGGUAUGGGAAACUGAAGUUUAGUCCUUAUUGCAAGAAGAUAUUCUCCAAGACCAUCUUGAAGAGCUGAUCAGCAAGGAUGUUGUUGUUUUUGUGUGUUUGAGAUCGGAUUAGGCCUUUUGAAAAGACACUACUUCCCCUUUUGCUUUUGAAGAAGUGACUCUGCUGAUUAAGUAACAAAAAAUGUUGUUGUUUUGUGUUUCAAGAUCGGAUUAGGCCUUUAAAUAGACGCUGCUCUCUUUUGUUGUCGGUUCCUUUUUUUUUGUAGUGACAACAAACUUUAUGUGUUGUUUUAAGCCGUUGGUCUAUCAUCUAUAUAUAUAACUUUAAAGGCCACACUGCUUCUUGUUUUGUUAUGCAUACUAAUAUGUUUCUUAAUGGUAGAAGACAUUAGGUGCUCUCAUUAUACACCAUUCACAUUUUUUUUUACUAACGUGCAUUAGUGUUGAUAUAUACUACUAUUUGGAAAGUUCCAGUCACUGUAUACAUGUCACAUGACUUUGAUUCUUCUAACAGUAUUACUUCUUUUAUUCUAAAUAAGAAAGAAAUCAGACGAUGCAUUUUUCUCAGGUGAAAUGUUUUCUUUUCUAAUCUUCUUCAUUGUUAAAUUAUAUUUUUUCCUAUUUGUUUGUAACAGUUCACUUACAUUUGAUCUUCACUCACAUGUUUCAAUACAUAUUAAUGUCCAUACAUUGGCAGUUUGACUUUGCUUUUGGUGUUUGUGCGCUUGUAGAGAAAAUGCGAACGUCAGUUUUAGAACGCUGCCUGCCUUGCCAUGGUGGAUAUCUUCCCAAGAAUAUUUCACAAGUUUUUUUUUUUUGGGACAAUACCUCACAAGUUUAAUAUUAAUAAUUUUAUGUAAUUUAGUUAAUAAUUAAAUUUUAAGUCAUAAAAUUAGUUUAGAGUAUAUACCAAUAAGAAACCAACAUAUGUAAGAAAUGUAUCUUCAUUUUUCUUUCUUGGAAAAAUCUAUGCAAAGAACCAUUAGUAUCAAUCUCACAUUGUUUUCAAUUCUUUUUAAUUUUUAACUAGAUUUUGACCCGCGCGCCCGCGCGGAUAUUUGUUUUGCAAUAUCAAUAUAAACACUCCAAACACACAAUGAUUUAGUGAACAUGUUCAGUCUGGACUUUGGUACGGUUUCGGUUCAGUGUUUUCGGUUUAUUUGUUUUGUGAUAUUUCAGUUUAUAAAAAUUAGCUACCAUAUUGGAACCAUAUCUAAUUUGGUUUGGUUUGGUUUAUAUACUAUUGAUUUUCGGUUUAUUCGGUUUUAUACCAAAAAGCUGUAACUAUAUUUAUUUUAUUAACAAAUUUUAGAUUAUAUAUAUAGAGAAAUUGCUAUUAUUAAAAUAUAAAUAUAUAUUCCUUAGUCUAAAUUUUAAAUAUAAUAUUUUCUAUUUUAAUUAAAUAUUAAAAUAAUGGUAAGAAAAAUAAUAAUAUUGUAAAAUUAUUAUAUAAUUAUAUUUUAGCACAAGAAGUUUUCAACUCUACUUGUUCGUCUUUAAACUCUCUGUGUUUAUUACUGCUUACCUAUAUUUGAAGAAUUCACUUGUAGGUUGUGCUUAAGUCUUAUAAUCUCGUUUCUCUUAGAGAAUUAUAUGGUUCUAUAUCUGCAACAUAUGUGAAAAGAGUAAUCUCGCUUGGGCUUUGAUGUAGGUGUAGUUCAAUAGUUAGACUGAAUAUAUAGAGAUAAUUAAAUGUCUUUUUUUUUGCAUACAAAGGUACAUCUUGGAGAAGAAUGAUCCUUUAUAGGUGAGUCACAGAGAAGAAUACACAUAUCACAUAUGCCUAACAUCAUGACAAAAAUACGGUUUGUAAUAUACUUUCUUCCAUUUCGUCUUGAGAAAACAAUUUAGAAUUAUAUAGGAUUAGAAUACAGAUUGAACCUUUCCCUUAUAUUUAUGUUUCGCUUAUGACUGAUUCUCGGAUAUAUCUCAAUAUACUUGAAUGAUUGUGUUUGAUACACUUCUUUGAAAUAUUGGAAGAUAUUUGAAUUAACUUAUCCAAAAUAAAAACAAAUGCAUUAUUGUAAAAAGUAAGUAGUUCACAAAAAUGUAUUGCUAAAAUAAAAUAAAGAAAUCAGUCUUUUCUAAAAGUAGAUGCCACGUCGUUGAUGCGCUGAAAUCUACACUGAUCAAAUAAUGUAUUGACAGAAAGCCACUGGCAGUCUGAAAUAUAAAAUAUUGAAUCUAGUCGUUGAGGAAAAAAUAAGUAAAUUUUGGUUGGACAUUUUGUUCUUUGCUUGUUCUGAAUAUGUAGAAAGUGAGUGGAAGGAUGGUUUAUAUAUAUAGGGUCAUGCAUAUCAGUAUAGAAUAGUAUGAUUUUGUAUUUAAUAGUUAGAUUUUGUGGAGUCAAUCACGGUAAAGAUCUAUAUUGUAUAUGUAAAUUACUUAAUAUAGAUGAGAAUAUACCCUUUUUAUACUUCAAAAUCAUUUGAAUUAUUAAUAGAAUUUAUUAGAUAACGAAGGUGAAAAUAUGAGUGAAUCCGCAGAAAUUUAAUAAAUUAAUCCCGUAGAAACAGAGUAAUGUUAUUUUGGUAGAGGUUGAGUGAGAAAUCGAAAGAAGGUUGAUCAAGCAAGGUGUUUGUUGCUGCAUUUUGAUGAUCAAACUGGAUUAAUUUUAAAUUAUGAGGAAUUUUUAUGGAAAAAACGUGAUCAAGCUCUGCCUUUUGUUGUUGCACUUUGAUGGUCAAGUAACUUCAUUGGGUAAAAGUAGAGCGAGAAUCGAAAAACAUUGUGCAGGAAAUACCGUUGAAAUUGUUAAGUUUUAUAAGAUAAUAAAUGAUAAUUAAUUUUUUUUAAAUAGUUAAUAUUAAUUCAGUGGCAUUCACUUGUAAUUAUUGAGGAAAACUAAAGGCUAAGUAUUAUUUGUACUCCUGUUUUAAUAGUAUAGAUAGAUAUACAGAAACUGUCUUAAUACCAUGUUGGGGGUGGACCUUUAGACAUCAGCGUUCCUAAUUAAUUUUUGAGCAAACCAAGUCACCUUUAUUUGAAUAUAAUUUACUCACACAAAGUAUUCUAUAAAUUAAACAUAUCUUCCUCCUCUGAAUAAAGAUGAAGAAAAAGCUGAAAAACACCAAGCUUUCAUAAUAACAUUCUCAGGUAAGUUAAGAAUUAAGAAACAUGAGCAGGUUUUUCUUUGUCUGAAAAUGAAGGAAAGCCAAGUGAGCGGUCAGGAUUCUGCGAUGUGAAGAGAUUAGGGUAUGAGUAAUAGGGAUCAUCUUCCAUGGAAGGUGGUCUCAUCUGCUGGUGGUCCUGGUCAGGGCUGCGUCUCUCAAAUGAUGAGGUCUCCGGUCUUUGUAGCUCUGAAACAUCGCCAUAGCUGCUGACUGAUUUCUGAUGAUCAAACUGCGCGUUUUCAGUUGAAGGGAGUCUCUCUGCUUGGUGGUUGUUCUGCUCAUGACUGAAAAAUGCUGAAGAGUCACCCAUUUAAAAGUCGGACUUUCUGGAUACUGGCCGGCUGUCUUAUUGGUGAGCUCACUGAUCCUGAGUUGCGCAAGACUUGCAGCUUAACGAGCUGCUGCUGGUGCACGUUCUGCUGAGUCAGCGGCAGCUUGAGCAGCCGUUAGGACAUCCUGCAAGUCCAUAUCUGAUAUUUUCCUUGGAUGAUCCCUUGAAGCACCACUCUCUUCUGUAGAUAAGGGUCCUACUACACCAGCGGAUGACAGAGAACAGCUGUCCCGUUUCUCAGAUUCCGUCACGUACUUCAAAGAAACAAAGGGUGAAGAUUGUUGGACUUCCACGAAAAUAGUACUUGAUUUUGCAGGAUGUUCAUCUUUUAUGAAAGCCAGCUUUUCGUCUCCUGCAUUCUCUGAAUCAAAGGGCAUGUCGGGAGAUGUAUGUUCAUAUGUGGCAGGUUUCACGGCCUCCGGUGCAUUUUCAGGGGUAGCGCCAGGAGUCGGCCGCAGCAAGACAUUGGGAACCUCGGGAAAUUCCAAACUUUCAUACUCGGAUUGAGAAUCAGAUGGUUCCUCUGGAUGUGAAAGAGGUAGCAUUGUCAAACGUGGCCUUUAUCUUGUUCCUCCUGUAAAGGCAACUCCAACAAAUUGCUUUGGUCCAUCAUGUAAAGAAGGUAUACACACAAUUUAGGAACAUACAGAGAGACCUACUUUUCCAGGAAAAUAACCGAAUGAUAAAACACUGCAUUUUGGUCAGUUAACCCCUAUCAAGUGAAACACGUCAGUCAAAUUGGCUCAGUAUUGGGCCUACUCUUAUUGGACUUAAUUUUCCAAAAAUUCUGUUCGGAUUAACCCAUAAAAAUUGGGUUUCUUCAAAAAUUUAACAAAAAUUGUUAGACGAUAGUAUGUAGAAAAAGGUCUCUCUAUUCGUUUAGAGGGAGAGAGUUUCUCUAUUCUCUCUCUCGACCUUCUUAACAAACAUCCAUCUUUCAGAGGGUUCCAGAUAUAUUUUGUUUGUUUUAUUUGAUCAUCAGAUCGACUCUUUGGUUCCCUCUUCGGAUUGUAUUUUAACUUUACCGAUUUAUUUUGUUGUGCUUUCGAUCUUGAUCAAAUCUGAUCUUUAAGUUUCUUAUUUUGAUUCACUUAAGAUUUAAUUUAAUAAAGUCCUGAUUCCAAAUCGGCUUCUAGAUGACAACUCUGUGGGAUAAGCUAUUAUACCUGAGCUAUCUCCUUCACCGUAAUCUUCUAAGCUGAGUAGGGUAACUUUGCGUUAGCUUCAGCCGUAAUCAUUAGUGGAAAGAUAUGGAAAUAUAAGAUCUCCAGCAUGCUCCUUUAUCGGAGAUGGCGACGCGUUCCUUUCGCUAGCAGAGGAUGGAUGUUUAAAGCUGGUGGUUGGCAGUGGAAGAUAUGCUGUCUAUUUGGUGUCGGUUUAGCUUCAGAUUAGAGGCAAAAAGACUUGCAAUCAGAGAAGAUUCAAGAAACGACUCCGGAGACCAUGUCGCUCACGACGGCAGUGUCGCUGCAACAUGCAAGAAAGACACGUAGUUGACCAUGUGUGAUGAGAAGCAAGGAUGGUUGACGAGUGGAAUACAUAAUCUUAUUGCUUUCUUCAAUUUUGUGUGAAUUCUUGUAAUUUCAUUGGCCUUGUAUAAAUUAAAUCCGAUCCCAAUUAUGUACUUCAAGCCUUUGGGCUUCAAUCAAUGAAAGAUUAUCAACAAAAGAAUGAUUGAUGAUCAUCCAUCUUAUAUAAUUAUAAUAUGUUUCAAGUCACCCACAGACUCCCACUAUGAUAAAUAUACUUGUAAGAGGAUGCAUAAAGUGAAUAUAAUUAACUUCACUCUUAUACUCUCUUGCACACACACACACGUCCGAUCUUCUUAUUUAUACUAAAUUUUUUGUUCAUAUAUUAUAUAGCUUAUCUCUUUAUAUUUUACGGCACGUUAUCAGUGCGAACGCUCUUAAACCAUCAAGGUGAGAUGAUGUUUAAUUAAUGUAUUUCAAUAUACUCAAUUUAUUUUAAUUUUAUUAUUAUUCUGGAACGAUAAGUUAGGUUUUCUCCGUUUAUUUUUCUGGAUGAUAGGUGUUUUCUUCCCCAACUGAUAAUUAUGGUAGGCUAUGCAUUCACUAUUAGAGGGUUAUGUGGUAGGAUUUGCCCCGUAAUAAACCUAAAAAAAACAGGUGGUAAGCUUUGCCUCCGUAAAUUAAAAAAAGAUCACGUGGUAGGUUAUGCCUCCGUAGAUAAAAAAAUGGCCAAAAUGAUAGAAUAUGUCUCCUUGGACCAUAUGGAAAGCUUUGCUUCCUUGAAUAAAAAGAUAAAUAUGGUAGAUUCUGUCUCCUCGAAUCAUGUGGUAGUCCAAGCCUUCGAUUUUAUUUAUGCUCUUUCAUUUUGCAUCUAAAUUAUACCUUUAAAUUUAUGCCUUUAAUUUAUGCAUUUUAAUUAUGCAUUUAAAUUUCUAUCUUUAUUAUAUUUUAUAUUACUAUUCUACGAAUACGAUUAUCAAGUCGAAUUUGACAAAACUUGAAAUUACUGUCCUUGAUAUUACUGAGAAUAAUUAUAUGACUUCGCCAGUAGGUGAAAAAAUGCACCAAAGAAAAAAAUAAGCUUUUAUAAAUCAUCGAUGAGUUGAAAAAAUGUAUGGGAUGAGAAAAAGAUAAAGUCACGAUAUUUUACACUAGUUCAAUGAUGGUUUUUAAAAUGAGAUGUAUCAUAAUAAAUAUCAUGAAGAUCUUUGAGUAAUUAAAUCCUUGAAAGAAAGGAUUCACCAAAAAAAAUUGGAGUUGAUGUAAAUCCUAUGUGUAAACUGAACAAAAAAAAAGAACUCAUGAUAAUAAACAAUCAUAUGUUCGUCCUACUAGGAAAGAAUGAGGGUGUGGGCGCAAAAAAAACCACUAUCGUAGUCGUGCAAGUGGAUGAGGAAGAAGAUUUCGUCCUAUGAUGAAAGAAAUAAUUAGAACUUUUACUAAAAUGAAAGUGGUCAGGUGAUCAAAGGCAAACAGAAAAGGUUUUAUUAUAUAUACGACAAGAAGGAACAUUGAGUACGUAUUUUUCGUACGCAAAAAUAUUUAGCGAUCUGUAUCAAGAAUAAAAAAAUAAAAUUCACCUCUUAUGAGCUAGGACUAUCUUUUCAUGGCUUAAAUAAUAAUACUCAUCUUGAUAUUUCAGAUUUUCAGGUUGAUCCAGAAAAUAAAAUGAAAAUAUCGAUGUGACAUGAAAAUUAUCUUCCUGGACAAGAUUUUUGUGAUUCAGGAUGAAGAUAUAUAUAUUGGGUAGAUAAUGCUUUAUCGUACAUGGUUAUUAAAGGUAACAAAUAUCUCUCCUCUCUCAAAAUAAGUAUUAAUUUAGAAAUCGUAAGUAUAAUAUCUUGUAAUACAAAAAUUAUUAUUGGCUAUAUAAGAGCUUAUGAUGAAAUAACAUGCAUAAGAAAAAGAUGGCAAAAGUAUAAAUGGCAGUAAACCUGAAGUUUACUAAUAUAUAGCUAUUUCUAAUAUUGUUAUCGAGAUUAUUUUUAAAUGUUGAAAAACCCAAAGUUUUUCAUCUAUAGCAUGUGUUAAAUAAAAUAAAAGAAAACAUCAUGGGAAAUGAAUUAUAAAGCAAGCCUAUUGGAUAUGAUUUCUUUAAACACACCCAAUUCAUGAUCCUACAUUAAAGGAUUUAAAACAUAAUUCAAAAUAGACAACAUAAUAUGUUAUUGGUUCUAAGGUGGGAUUCAACACGAGAUAGAUGGACAUGAAGUGUCAUCAUUUCGAGGAGGAGAAUGAAAGAAUCCACUGGUUCAGAAAAUUAUGUUCGCAUUUGAAAAUGAAUUUGACAAAGUAAUUUUAGGUAAGAUGAGAUAAUAUCUCUAUGAUCGGGUAUAAACAUGCAAUUGUGCAUAUAAUAAAGACAUACAAUCAAAAUGGAUAAAGUAUAUGGAAUAAUUAGAUAUAUGCUCGCAAGGACGCUAGAAGCAUAUAAGCAGUUGAUAAAUGUGAUACGAGAAAUGAAUUAUCAUGAAAAUGUAUGUAUCCUCAUAUAAAUGAACAUGAACCCAUAUUUCAUAAGAUGAUCUUUUUACAAAAUGACUGCCAUACCUUUUGAUGAAAUUAUAAAAUCUCAUAUUUGUGGGAACCGAAAUUCGCACUGUCGAUUUUCAUUAAAAUUAGGAAAGUCAAGAAACCCUAACUUUCCCAGAGGUCUCGGAUUCUCUGCGAGAGCCAACGAUAAGUAACCAAAUAAAUGCGGAAAAUAUGUAAAGACAAUAAAGCGAGUUUAGAAAGAGUUGAUCUUAUUUCGAAGCUGCGUAAGAGUGUUGCGAUCAUGACAAAAGAUUACAAAAGCUUCGGCCACAAGAGCUGUCAGCGAGUUUCUUAGUUCUAACGACCAAAAACCUUAAACCUAGUUGAAUCGCAGCUCGAUAAGAACAAAC
Brassica rapa (field mustard) is the source of this 11735-nucleotide messenger RNA. RefSeq names its product pumilio homolog 9-like. NCBI's taxonomy places the organism in Eukaryota, Viridiplantae, Streptophyta, Magnoliopsida, Brassicales, Brassicaceae. Gene Ontology annotation, biological process: post-transcriptional regulation of gene expression. Gene Ontology annotation, cellular component: cytoplasm. The record is from RefSeq and is a predicted model, not a curated record. Gene Ontology annotation, molecular function: mRNA binding.